Molecule: messenger RNA, 1698 nt
Organism: Prunus dulcis (almond)
Lineage: Eukaryota; Viridiplantae; Streptophyta; Magnoliopsida; Rosales; Rosaceae
Product: putative serine/threonine-protein kinase
Exons: 6
Coding region: 219-1355 (378 amino acids)
Biological process (GO): protein phosphorylation
Molecular function (GO): ATP binding; protein kinase activity
Source: RefSeq, a predicted model, not a curated record
AAAACUGAGUUCAAACUACGAGAAAGUCUGAAGUCAAAGGCCGCGGGCAAUAUAAUAAUUAUAAUUCUGCGUCCUCCAUUUCUGUUUUCCCCAAAGCUUAUUGUUUCUUGGGUUACUCUCUAUAAACUAUAAUCCAUUUUAAUUAGGCCAACGUUUUCAAGAUUUUAGCUUUCAAGUACAUACCUUUUUUUACCUUGGGCGAAAUACAAAGCUGCAACAUGAAGUUCCCAAUUCCCUGCACAAGUUGCUUCUUCUCCUCACCUCAAAAGGUCGUGGAAAACGGGAUGCAAGAUGGAGAAAAUCAAGAAAGCUUCAGAAUUUUCUCUUCCAAGGAAUUGAAGUCUGCCACUAAUGGCUUCCAUUCCUCAAAAAAGCUUGGAGAAGGUGGCUUUGGCUCUGUCUAUAAGGGUCGGCUUAGAGAUGGCAGCCUUGUGGCUAUAAAAGUGCUUUCCACUGAAAUUGAAUCUAUGAGAGGAGAGAGGGAGUUCAUUGCAGAAUUGUCUACUCUGUCUGUAAUCAGACAUGAAAACCUUGUUAGGCUUCAAGGGUGUUGUGUUGAUGGAGCUGGCAGAUAUUUGGUCUACGAUUACAUGGAAAACAAUAGCCUCACACACACUUUACUUGGUGGAGAGCAAAACAGGAUGAGAUUUAGUUGGGAUGCAAGGAGGCAUAUUUCAUUAGGGAUAGCUCGAGGACUUGCCUAUCUGCACGAGGAGGUUGAACCUCACAUUCUGCACAGAGACAUUAAAGCCAGUAACAUACUUCUUGAUGAGAAUUUCACACCAAAAGUUGGUGACUUCGGCUUAUCAAAGCUGUUAAGAGACAACCAUUCUCACAUUAGUACUCGUGUAGCAGGGACAAUAGGUUAUCUUGCUCCAGAAUAUGCAAUUAGCGGGCGUUUGACGCGAAAAUCAGAUGUUUAUAGCUUCGGAGUACUGCUGUUAGAAAUUGUCAGCGGCCGUGCAGUUGUGGAUUUCGACUUGGAACUUGGGGAGCAUCACCUGGUUCAGAAGGCAUGGGAAGCAUUCAAGGCCGGUAAUCUUGUACAAUUAGUUGAUCCUACACUUCAAAUGAACUUUCCUGAAGAUGAAGCCGUCCGGUUCUUAAAGUUAGGCCUUCUUUGUGUGCAAGAGAUGGCCAAGCUCCGGCCGCCAAUGUCAAGGGCUGUUAAGAUUUUGUCUGGUGAGGUAGACAUAAAAGAUUCUCAGAUUUCACAACCGGGACUUAUUUCUGAUAUCAUGGAAAUCAAAAUGGGGCAACAGCAGUCAUGUGAUCAGAGCACUUUCUCCAAAGCCUCCACAGCCAGUAGCACGCAAAACCAGAGUAGAUCUGAGGACUUUGUGAUGUCCUUAUAACCAUCCUGCAAGGCUUAUUUUUCUCAACUUGUCCCAGGAAGAUCAUGUGAGCCUACAGAAGAUACAUUGUUUUUUGUUGGAUGUCUUUGUGUAUAUAUAUAAUCUGCACGCCAACUCCAAUUGGACAAGUCAUGUAGAUAUAUAACUCAAGACAACCAAUUUUGUUUUUUGUUUUUUGUUUUGUUUUUUUUUUGGGCUUUAAAUUGGUUAAUUAUUUGUGGGAUGUGGAGGUAGUUUUACUUUGUUUCUUGCUGUUGUUGAUAGUACAUUGCAGCACAGAUGUGUACAAAAUUACCUCCAAUAAAUUAAUGCGGCCACCUUCUCAGGUGUUUAACUUUCUCGA